GUCAGUCCGUUUCCCUUGGAGCUCUUUCAAUGUAACACCCGAUCAUGAAUCGGAGACUCGUUCCGAUGCGCGAGGACUGCGUGUACACGAGCUGCUACUGUGAAGAAAAUGUCUGGAAACUCUGUGACUCUGUCAAAAAACAGAGAACCGCACCGCUGGAACAUCUGUUUGUGAUCUUCAUCUCCAAUGAGACGAGAACGGUUCCUCUGUGGAAGCAGAAGUCUGGACACGGAGACCUGCCGGUUAUAUGGGACUACCAUGUGAUCCUGCUGCAGGCAGAUCAAUUGGACUCUCUAGUGUAUGAUCUGGAUUCAACGCUCUCGUUUCCCUGCAGCCUGAAGCUUUACGCUGCCCAAGCCUUACGCUCAGAGAGUGACAUCAGACCAGAAUACCACAGGAAGUUUCGUGUGGUUCCUGCUGACAGCUUCCUGUUGAACUUCGCAUCUGAUCGAUCUCACAUGAGGAACUCUGAUGGAUCGUGGAAGAUGCCUCCCCCUACGUACGCCCCUAUAUGCACUGCAGAGUGCCAGAUGAACCUAGAUGGUUUCAUCAACAUGGACCCUGCCAUCGGCUGGGGUGUGGUCUUCAGUCUCAACCACUUCCUGCAGAGAUACAUUGGAAGCACCUCAUCAGCCUCCUCCUCAUCCUCUUCUUCAGCAGCAGCAAGAUCGUGAUAGUUGUGGUUUUGAGGUUUUUUUGUUUGUGGGCUCCAGAUGUUUGAAGUGGAAUGAAGAGUCCUCCUGCUGGUUGCUGUCCCACAUGACCAUGUGAAACGAAAUUGGUUCUUGGAACUGUGUAAAUUCACCGUUGUCCCACCCCCUUAUAAAAUGCAAGAGAUUUUGAUAGUUGUUCAGCCAAAAAACAUCAAUGUAAUAAACAUAUUGAUCAUU
This is a messenger RNA of Pelmatolapia mariae (spotted tilapia), 890 nucleotides long. RefSeq names its product N-terminal glutamine amidase 1 (gene ntaq1). The record is from RefSeq and is a predicted model, not a curated record. Gene Ontology annotation, cellular component: nucleus; cytosol. The transcript is spliced from 6 exons. The coding region runs from base 45 to 674 and encodes 209 amino acids. Gene Ontology annotation, molecular function: protein-N-terminal glutamine amidohydrolase activity; protein-N-terminal asparagine amidohydrolase activity. NCBI's taxonomy places the organism in Eukaryota, Metazoa, Chordata, Actinopteri, Cichliformes, Cichlidae.